Molecule: messenger RNA, 2046 nt
Organism: Mesocestoides corti
Lineage: Eukaryota; Metazoa; Platyhelminthes; Cestoda; Cyclophyllidea; Mesocestoididae
Source: the annotation of a GenBank genome assembly
AUGCCGCCAGCAUAUUCAACGGAAGAAUUGUUAAACUGCUUUACUCAGGUUCCCUCCUUGGAGUCAUUUCAAUUUACUCCUGCUUUGGUUGAGGCUGCCUUAUCUGAUCCAUCAUGCUCAUCCGUUGGCACUGUUCUGGUACUGUACACUGGUGGCACUAUCGGAAUGCGCUCCCAUGGGGGUGUCUAUGAACCGGAACCAAAUUUCCUCGUCAACAAGGUUAUGUCAAUGUCUAUGUUUCAGGAUAUGUCGUUCGCCGAAAGGAAUCAAAUCCAUGUUAAAUAUCACAAAUCUAAAAGAGCUGGAAGUAAGCAAACUCGCUUUGACCAGGACGGUGAUGAUAACCCUCAAUGGCCAGUGAUAUGUAUGCCACCUACAACUGACAACCGUCGCAUAUUCUUCACUAUUGCCGAAUAUGCAAAUCUCCUUGAUUCCUCGAAUUGCACAAUGGACAACUGGAUUCAAGUAGCCAAGCAUAUUCAGCUAUUUUACGACAAAUUUGACGGCUUUGUCGUCCUUCAUGGAACAGAUACUCUGGCCUACGCUGCCUCUUUCCUUUCAUUCAUUCUCGAAGGCCUUCGCAAACCAGUGGUGGUGACAGGGUCGCAGAUCCCCAUCGGUGAAUUACGCAGCGAUGGAAGGGAAAAUUUAUUAGGUUCGCUUUUGGUCGCAGGUGGCGAGCAACUUAUUUCAGAAGUUGCAGUUUUCUUUAAUAACGGGCUAUUUCGUGGGAACCGAGUUGUGAAAUGUUCAGCAACUGACUUAGACGCUUUUACCUCACCGAACUACCCACCCCUGGCCGAAAUGAGUGUUGACUUCAGCCUUCAUCUGGCGAACAUCCUUCGUCCCUUGGGCGAGGGCAAAGGCCUCGUGGUUAGCGACUCGCUUUGCCGAAAUGUCGUCAUGCUGCGCAUCUUCCCCUCAAUCACAACCGAAACAGUAAAGGCAUUUUUCCAGCCACCUGUCGAGGGCGUGAUUUUGCAAACUUACGGUGCAGGAAACGUCCCUGCAAAACGUUUGGACCUCCUGGAUAUUUUCAAGGAAGCAACAGAGAAACAUGGGAUUAUUAUUUUGAAUAUAACGCAAUGUUGGCGUGGAUCCAUUCAAGCUAAAUACUCCACCGGUGCAGUCUUACAGAAAGUUGGAGUAAUUCCGGGCUAUGAUAUGACGCCAGAAGCAGCCCUGGCUAAGUUGGCCUACGUCCUGGGACGAUGGAAGGACAUACCGACCAGGCGUCGCAUUCUAACAUAUGACCUUCGUGGAGAAGUAACCCUACCCACAGCGCUGACACCGGACACCACUGAAGAGGCGCCCGCAUUCAGUCUCCAGGGCGUCACGACUGGACAGGCUGGUAUAACACAAGUGGUGGGGCAUGUAGGCGCCAUUAUGUGUCGUGCAACUGAAAACGGUCCAGCCAAUGUCUGGGCUCAGCGCCUUUUCCCCUACCUCCUUUGUGGCGCCGCCGAGACCAAUGACUGCGAUAUGCUUGACCAAUUGUUUAGCAUUACACACACUUUCGAUAUCUGUGACCACGAGCAACGAAGGCCAUUGCACGUUGCCGCCGCCAGUGGCCAAAUGCAGGCCUGUGAGCUCAUGUUAACGAAUGGCGCAAGUCCCAAUGUGGUGGAUCGAUACGGCCGCACCCCUAUGAUCUACGCCAUAAGAAGUCCGAAGGGCACUCCUGAACUGGUCAAGCUGCUCAUGGAGCAUGGCGCCAAGCUCCCUCCAGUCGAAGUCAUUCAGGCUCAUGAGGCCAACGACGCAGCCAUGUUUGGCAAAGUGGGUCAGCUUAAACUGUUCAAACUGGCCGGGAUGUCGCUUCAGGAGCUAGACAUGGAAGGCAGGGCUCCAUUGCAUGUGGCUGUUAGUCAUAGGCAGGUGGAUACCGUCCGCUACCUCAUCUCUCGGGCAGAAGAUGGCGGAGCUGGAAUCAAUCCAAUGCAAAAGACGUCGUACGGGUCAACCGCCUACGAGGAGGCAUGUCAACGCAACCUCACCGAAAUAAUCUCAAUUCUCGAACCAUUUGCCACUCAAACCGCCCCCUAA